AUGGUAGGUGGUGGCAACCUUGGUCACGGCUGGAGCAGCGGCGUAGGUGGCGACAGCUGGAGCAGCGGCAUAAGUGGCAACAGCUGGGGCAGCGUGGUAGGUGGCUACUGGAGCAGCAGCAUAGGUGGCAACGGCUGGGGCGUGGUAGGUGGCAGCGACCCUGGUGACGGCUGGAGCAGCAGCGACAACUGGGGCAGCCGCGUAGGUGGCGGCAACCCUGGUCACGGCUGGAGCAGCGGCAACAACUCGAGCAGCAGCGUAGGUGGCGACUGGAGCGUGGGCGACGGUGGCGACGGCUGGGGCAGCGUGAGCGACAGUGUGCACAGCUGGAGCGUAGCCGGCAUAGCCGAGACCAUAGCCGUAUCCAAGACCACCAUAGCCGUAGCCGAGACCGUAGCCGUGGCCAAAGCCGUAGCCGGUGUAGCCAGCGAAAGCGCUGGUGGCAAGAACCAGGAGGACGCAGGCACGGAUCUGGAGAGUUAUGCAUGUUUUUUUGUGAGGACUCUAGAGGCUGACGGGUGA
This is a messenger RNA of Dermacentor silvarum, 522 nucleotides long. RefSeq lists its product as uncharacterized. The transcript is spliced from 2 exons. Lineage: Eukaryota; Metazoa; Arthropoda; Arachnida; Ixodida; Ixodidae. The record is from RefSeq and is a predicted model, not a curated record. The coding region runs from base 1 to 522 and encodes 173 amino acids.